AUGAAGACUUCUCCAAAUGUCUCAUCAUCACGACGCAAGUCAAGGAAGGCACACUUCAGUGCUACUUCCAAUGAACGAAGAAAGAUCAUGUCAGCUGCCUUGUCAAAGGAGUUGAGGGAAAAGUACCAUGUUCGCUCAUUACCUAUUCGCAAAGACGAUGAAGUUACCAUCGUCAGAGGAACAGCCAAAGGUCGUGAAGGCAAAGUCAUUCAAGUGUACCGCUUAAAAUACUGCAUCCACGUUGAAAAGAUUACAAGGGACAAGGUCAAUGGUGCCCCUGUUCAAAUUCCAAUCCACCCAUCCAAUGUAGUCAUCACCAAACCAAAGUUGGAUAACGAUAGACGAGCACUCCUAGCUCGCAAAGACAGAGUCGCUGCUGCUGCCAAGAGUACUGUCGCCAUGAAGGAAUAA
Synchytrium microbalum is the source of this 411-nucleotide messenger RNA. RefSeq lists its product as uncharacterized. Gene Ontology annotation, molecular function: structural constituent of ribosome; RNA binding. Gene Ontology annotation, biological process: cytoplasmic translation; ribosomal large subunit biogenesis. Gene Ontology annotation, cellular component: ribosome; cytosolic large ribosomal subunit. The transcript has 4 exons. The record is from RefSeq and is a predicted model, not a curated record. NCBI's taxonomy places the organism in Eukaryota, Fungi, Chytridiomycota, Chytridiomycetes, Synchytriales, Synchytriaceae. Bases 1 to 411 code for a protein of 136 amino acids.